AUGAAUCGACCAAAGAGAGGAAAGCAUAUUUCUGCCAUCUUCAUCCACGCCGGGGCUGGUUAUCACCGGCGCGAUUUCGAAAAACCCCACAUGAGAGUAUGUGAGAGCGCAGCCAAGAUUGCCAUGAGUGUUCUUCGUAACGGUGGCUCGGCUGUCGAUGCUGUUGAAGUCGCCAUCAUGUACCUUGAGGAUGCAGAGAUUACCAACGCCGGAUACGGUAGUAACACCACGAUCGAGGGCACUGUGGAGUGCGAUGCCACGGUAGUUGACCACCUCGGACGCAGCGGGGCUGUCGGCGCCGUAGCGCAGGUGAAGAACCCCAUCUCACUGGCCCGUACGAUCCUCGAUGCAUCGAAGGAACAUUUGACCUUACAUAGAGUUCCUCCAAACUUCCUCGUGGGACCGGGAGCCACAGACUACGCGUACGAGCAAGGAUUAGUGGUUCUUCCUCAUGAUGGCCUUGUAUCAAGCCCGGCAAGACACAGGUGGAUGCAGUGGCAGAGAGAACUCAAAGAGGCGGAUGUUCGGAAACGAGCCAAAUCACAAGGCUCAAAUGAGAUUGACAAUACCUAUUAUCGCCGCCCUGUCAGGGGCUAUUCAGCUCACCUUCCCAUGAGCCCUUCCAGCACGCAAUCAGCAUCAACACCUACGAAUACACGAAACAGCGGCAUCCCAACUCAAACGGGCACUCAGUUUCCACCUUCCAAUGAAAUGAAAUCCAAGAGCGAUCAUUCGAGUGGUGGUAUAUCCCCCACGCUAAUACAAUCAUCCGCGAACCCCUUCAAGAGAUCCUUUCUUCAACCCAAUCCACUCAGGGCCACUACCCAAGCUGGCGUUCUCAUGGAUGUCGAUGAGCCUUCGCUUUCAUCCCACGGCCGGGACGGUUCUCUGCCUGACUUGUUCGGUUUUACGGAGGAUCGUGUAAGCGAUACCGUGGGCGCCAUCGCUGUAGAUAGCUAUGGUCACAUUGCAGCCGGUUCUUCUUCUGGGGGGAUCGGAAUGAAACAUAAAGGUAGAAUUGGUCCCGCAGCACUGAACGGGAUCGGUACCAGUGUCAUCCCUGUCGACCCUAAUGACCCCGAAAAGACAUGUGUAGCGAGUGUUACAUCUGGCACAGGGGAGCAUAUUGCUACCACCUUAGCCGCACACACCUGUGCUUCUCGGGUCUACUACACCCAGCGGAAGCGCCCAGAUGGUACCUUUGAGGAGGUGACUGAAGACGAGGCCAUGGGGGCAAUGAUUGCAACGGACUAUAUGGGCCAUCCUGGAGUGAAAGCCAGCCCUUGUGAGGGUUCUGUGGGGAUUAUGACGGUCAAGCAGACAAUAGAUGGAAUAUACUUAUACUUUGCGCACAACACAGAUUCCUUCGUGCUCGCCAAUAUGAGCAGCGAGGACAAGAAGCCGUCUUCUGUUAUGUCUCGCAGCAACGGACACGGGAGUAUUGCGCAGGGCGGGAAGGCCUUCCGAAUGAAACGGUCCUCAUGA
Aspergillus versicolor CBS 583.65 is the source of this 1485-nucleotide messenger RNA. Its product is annotated as threonine aspartase 1. Gene Ontology annotation, molecular function: threonine-type endopeptidase activity. Lineage: Eukaryota; Fungi; Ascomycota; Eurotiomycetes; Eurotiales; Aspergillaceae. The coding region runs from base 1 to 1485 and encodes 494 amino acids. Gene Ontology annotation, biological process: protein maturation. The record is from RefSeq and is a predicted model, not a curated record. The transcript has 6 exons.